This is a messenger RNA of Malassezia pachydermatis, 1851 nucleotides long. Its product is annotated as phosphoprotein phosphatase. Bases 1 to 1851 code for a protein of 616 amino acids. NCBI's taxonomy places the organism in Eukaryota, Fungi, Basidiomycota, Malasseziomycetes, Malasseziales, Malasseziaceae. The record is from RefSeq and is a predicted model, not a curated record. Gene Ontology annotation, biological process: regulation of exit from mitosis; microtubule cytoskeleton organization; protein dephosphorylation. The transcript has a single exon. Gene Ontology annotation, molecular function: protein tyrosine/serine/threonine phosphatase activity; protein serine/threonine phosphatase activity. Gene Ontology annotation, cellular component: mitotic spindle; centrosome; nucleolus.
AUGACCUCCAUCGUGACUGCCAGAGAUGCGCCUGUGCAUAUGGCCCCAGAUGAGUCCGACCUACUAGAUGCCCCACUAAGCCCGAUGCAGGAAAGCGCCGCAGCGACCCCACGGCGGGGCCCACCGCCUAGCAGCACGCAAGCUACGUUGAUUCAGCCGUUGAUUCCUGUCUCGACUCGGUUCUGGUUUGGCGUGUUCCGCGAUACCAUGCCAGAUGCCGACAGCCUCAACGAGCGCGAUGGCAUGGGCUGUGCACGCCUGCCAACCGACCUCCCCGCCGAUGCGCGGCCUGGCAAACUGCAGUGGUUCUGCAUUGAUGAGGACCUCGUAUACCUGAGCUUCUCGAACGACUGGGGUCCCCUGAACAUUGCCAUGUUUUACCGAUUCUGUGUCCACGUCCACCAAAUGCUCAUUGAUCCCGAGACGCAGGGAAUGCACCUGGUCCUGUACACCACUACACACCCUCACCAUAAGGCGAAUGCUGCGUUGCUGUGUGCAUUGUACGCGAUGACCAUUGACCACUUGACACCGGCGGAUGCAUUCUACCCGUACAGCGAGAUGGAGUUUAUGCCGUUCCGCGAUGCGGGCUAUGGACGUGCUGACUACAGUCUGACGAUCCAAGACAUCCUCUAUGGUAUGCGCCGGGCCUUGGAUCAUGGCCUGCUGGACCUGACGACAUUUGACUUGGAGUCGUACGAACAUUACGAACAGGUCCAGAACGGCGACUGGAACUGGAUCACGCCGCAUUUUCUUGCGUUUGCGAGUCCCAAAGACCGUGCGUUUAUGGCGUCACUGGCUGCGGCUGGCCCAGCCGCCGCGGCAAGUGCGGCCAAGCGUAUGCCGGUCAAUCCAAUGCUCCAAAGCACAGUCAAGUACUUCCAGGAGCACAACAUCUCGUUGGUCGUGCGGCUGAACAAUGCAUUGUACCAUCGCUCCGUGUUUGAGAAUGCAGGUAUGCAACACAAGGACCUGUACUUUGACGACGGCUCGAAUCCGUCGGAGGACAUCAUUCGUACGUUUAUCCACGAAGCCGACCGCGUCAUUUCGCAAGGCGGCGCAAUUGCCGUGCACUGCAAGGCCGGACUGGGUCGGACAGGUGUGCUGAUCGGCGCUUAUCUGAUUUGGAAGUACGGCUUCUCAGCCAGUGAAGUGAUUGGAUACAUGCGCCUCAUGCGUCCUGGUUGUGUGGUCGGUCCCCAGCAGCACUUUAUGUACGAAAACGCCACGACGUGGAUGCGGUGGGGCGUCGAAGAUCGCCUUCGUGCACAGUGGGCCAAGGAAGCUACGCCCUCGCCUGCCUUGCCUGUGCCAGAGACGCCGGCCAAGGUCGAGGCGACGACAACUUCCCUGCCGCACAUCAAGCCCACGCCAUGUGUCGGCCAGCCCCGCAAAAGCCCUAGCCCGAAACGCCGCCGUGUUGGCAUGGCCGCCCUGGCUACGACCGAGACGCAGGCGACGCAUACCCCUUCUUCCGCGGCGGUGUCCAUGCCCGCCGCACGUUCGCGUGUCGUCUCGGAUGAAAAGGAUGCCGAGUCGGUGGAGGCGCAGCUCAAGACACCACGCACCGAUGCCGAGGUGCUGGGCGUCGUAGAGCGUACGCCGUCAUCCACAGCGGCCUCGCGCGUACACGACGAAGCUCGUAUGCCUCGCGCGACCGCGCUGUCCACGCGCUCACCACGCCGAGCGAUGGCGCCAGCGCAGCCUACCGCCACAUCGACACGCUCGACGCUGCCGAGUCCCAAGGCCGUGGCGCCUCGCAGUGCGACGCGCAUCACGCCACGGCCCGGCUCGGAAAACAGACCGCCGACGGUGCGAAACCUGUCGCGCGCCUCGCCACGCGCUCGUCCUUAG